Molecule: messenger RNA, 1416 nt
Organism: Closterium sp. Naga37s-1
Lineage: Eukaryota; Viridiplantae; Streptophyta; Zygnematophyceae; Desmidiales; Closteriaceae
Source: the annotation of a GenBank genome assembly
AUGGGGGGCAGCAGGCAUAGUCGCUUAGACCUGGCGGGGGGCGAUCCGCGGCUGGGGUUAUCCGCGCCGAGGCGGGCAGCGGGGGAAGAAGCGGAGGCGGGGCGAGGCGGAACAAAUGCCGGGACGGCGGGGGAUGGCGGAAGUUUCGGCGGGCUCGGAGUGUUCCGCUCCCCGUCUAGCAAGGGAUUGGCGUCAGGCGCGUUAGGCGCGGCAGCGGAUGCGGCAGCGGCAACGGCAGCAGCAGCGGCAACGGCAGCGGCAGCGGCAGCAGAGCAGGCGCCUACCGCGGACGCAGCAGCUGCCAUGACCGGCGCCUCCGGCGCAAGUGCCGCAGCCGCAGCCGUAGCCAAUGGCGUGGCGACAAAUGGCACUGCCGCGUCGGCGAACGGCGCGCCUCUCUCUCCGCCUCCCCCGCCGUCCGUGGUCCACCCUACCCCCGAGGAAAUGGGCCGCCUGUGCGCGCCCCCUGGCGCGGCGGAAGCCGCCAGCCCGACCUCUGGCAGGGGAGAGAGGGGGGGGGGCGGCGGAAAGGGUGGGGGAAAGAGGGGUCUGGGGGGAGCAUCGAGCGGGCGGGGGGGAGGGGGAGGGGGAACGAGGGCGGGCCCGCAUGGGGGAGGGGGAAGGGAGAUUGGGGUUGGGUCGGAUGAGAAUCAUUCUGAUGAUGGGGGGAGGUCGGAAGGGGAGGAUGAGCUGGUAGCGUCGUUGGAGCAUCUGACUGAUCCGGAGGAAAUCAAACGAGUCAAGAGGAUGCUGUCCAAUCGCGAGUCAGCCCGGCGGUCGCGGCGGCGAAAGCAGGCGCACAUGGGGGAGAUGGAGACGCAGGUGACUCAGCUGCAGAUCGAAAACGCCAACCUGGCCAGCCGCCUUGGGGAGAUCGGACGCAAAUACAGCGACGCUGCUGUCGACAACCGCGUGUUAAAAUCCGAUGUGGAGGCGCUACGAGCUAAAGUGAAAAUGGCUGAGGAGAUGCUUGGGCGGUCGUAUGCCUCCCAUCACCAUGCGGCUGCUCUUUCAGCAGCGGCAGCACACCAUGGGGCGUAUUCACUCGAGGCUCUGCGUGCAGGGGGUAUGCACCUCCCUUGUCCGGGUAUUUCCCCUCAUAAUUAUGCUGCUGCUGCAGCAGCUGCAGCAGCAGCAGCCGCAGCAGCAGGAGGAGGGCUGCACCCGAGCCUGGCUGCCAUGCCUGGGAUGCGUGGGGUGGGAGGAGGAAUGGCCGGACUUGGGGCAGGUUCAGCCAUGGCAGACCAUGCAGCCGCUGCUGCAGCUGCUGCUGCGGAAGGGGGAGAGGGGGGAACGGCAGGAGGUAUGGGAGGAGAGGAGGCUGGGGGGCGGCAUUAUAGAAUGGAGAGGAGUGCAAGCAUGGAGAGGGCAGCAAGUGAAGAACAUGCACAGAAGAGGUUCAAAGCAGCAGAGUAA